AUGUGUGAGCAAGCAGCGCGCUACUGCAGGGACGGCGUCCACAAACUGCUCCACAAAGAACAACCCAAACUCCGGGCACAAGACAGUAAAGACCAGCCCAAAGUCGGGGCUCAGGACAGCGAGACAGCGACGGCUGCACAGUCCGGAAACAGCGGUACCCAGCCCGGUGGAAUAGACGGGCUUGUCCGCUGGAUAGUCACCAAGAUGAGCGACAACAAAAGCAUCUCUACCCGGGAAUAUGUGAAGGAGGAGGCGGCGGUUGCCCAGGAGCAGUUCUUCGCACCGGAGCCACGUAAAGGCAUCUCUGUGAUACUUGAUAUCUUCCGGAGAGCAGAUAAGGAUGACGACGGGAAACUCUCUCUGGAUGAAUUUCAGGCGUUCUUCUCUGACGGUACUCUGAAUGAAGAAGAGCUGGAGAAACUGUUUCACACCAUUGACUCUGAUAACACCAGUAAUGUUGACACCAAGGAACUCUGUGACUACUUUGCCAAGCACAUGGGUGAUUAUGAGGGAGUGCUGGCCUCACUGGAGACUCUGAACCUGUCUAUUCUGAAAGCAAUGGACUUCACCAAGCGGGUAUAUGAGAGGGGAACCAAUAUUGAACAGUUUGUGACGCGUUUCCUUUUGAAGGAAUCAGCCAAUCAGAUCCAGUCUCUUCUUAACUCUGUGGAAAGUGCAGUCGACGCCAUAGAUGAGCAGCAUAACCAAACGGGAUCCUACCAGAGUAAGACCAGUCCACGUGUGGCGGAGAAGUGCUAUGAGAGUCCAGUACCGGAUUAUCCACCCAACAACAGAGUCAGUGCCAAAGACGCCGUGAAGAACAUCAGUGCAGGGGCAGGCGCUGUGGAGGGAAGGAAAGAGGGCCUCGAAGCGCAGAUCAACCGACUGGCCGAACUGAUUGGACGCCUGGAAAACAAGACAGUAUGGUUUGACCUGCAUCAGCGGCUAACAGACACUGAUGGGACGACCAGUGCCUCACUCUACCUGAUUCGCCAGGAGAUGACUGUAUCCCAGAAGCAUCUUGGAGAGUUCUGUGAAGCCCUAAAACAGUACCUGAAAAAUGUCUCUGCCCAGAGAGACUGCUUCCAUGUUACUGCAGUGCGACUGCCGGAUGGGCUGUCCUUCGUUGUGUAUGAAUUUUGGGACGGGGAGGAAGAGUGGAAAAGGCAUCUCCAGACCAGUGCCUGCAAGGCCUUCCAACAUGUGAAGGUGGACACCCUGAGCCAGCCUGAAGCCGUGUCCACUGUGGCUGUCCCAGCCGCCUGGUGCAGCCUGAGCAGAGACUGA
Chanos chanos (milkfish) is the source of this 1287-nucleotide messenger RNA. RefSeq names its product N-terminal EF-hand calcium binding protein 2 (gene necab2). The record is from RefSeq and is a predicted model, not a curated record. Gene Ontology annotation, biological process: regulation of amyloid precursor protein biosynthetic process. The transcript is spliced from 13 exons. Bases 1 to 1287 code for a protein of 428 amino acids. Gene Ontology annotation, molecular function: calcium ion binding. Gene Ontology annotation, cellular component: cytoplasm. Lineage: Eukaryota; Metazoa; Chordata; Actinopteri; Gonorynchiformes; Chanidae.